Lagenorhynchus albirostris (white-beaked dolphin) is the source of this 900-nucleotide messenger RNA. RefSeq names its product translation machinery associated 16 homolog (gene TMA16). NCBI's taxonomy places the organism in Eukaryota, Metazoa, Chordata, Mammalia, Artiodactyla, Delphinidae. The coding region runs from base 246 to 857 and encodes 203 amino acids. Gene Ontology annotation, cellular component: nucleus. The transcript is spliced from 7 exons. The record is from RefSeq and is a predicted model, not a curated record.
CGGGGAGCCUGUCUGCGCGGCGGGGGCGUGAGAGUCCGCCACGGCCCACAAAGGUGAGGUCUUGUUUCCGGGGACGUUUUAGGGAAGAACACUCGUCCCUCCCCCUGCCGGUCAGGUGAGCCCGGCUUCUUCCGCUCCUCGUGGAUUUGGCCGGAGUCGCCUCGUGAGCUGUUGCCGCCGCCGACUCUGAGGUCUCGCCGUGUGGACUCGGGGGUCCGGAGGUCCCAGGCCGCGAGAACGUCACCAUGCCUAAAGCACCAAAGGGAAAAGGUGUAGGACAAGAAAAAAAAGUCAUCCAUCCAUACAGUAGAAAAGCGGCUCAAAUUACGAGAGAGGCCCACAAACAAGAAAAAAAGGAAAAACUGAAGAAUGAAAAGGCGUUACGUCUCAAACUUAUUGGUGAAAAACUGCAGUGGUUUCAAAAUCAUCUUGAUCCCAAAAAAGUAGGAUAUUCAAAGAGAGAUGCUUGUGAAUUAAUUGAAAGGUAUUUAAAUCGGUUCAGCAGUGAGCUGGAGCAGAUUGAGUUACACAACAGCAUCAAGGCCAGGCGGGGCCGGCGGCACUGCGCCCGAGAGGCGGCCAUCAAGCAGACCACGGAGCGAGAGUGGCGGCAGUACAGGGGCUGCGGCCUCGAGAUUCCAGACAUUUUAAAUGCAGGUAAUCUGAAAACUUUUAGGGAAUGGGAUUUUGAUCUGAAGAAAUUGCCAAACAUUAAAAUGAGAAAAAUCUGUGCUAAUGAUGCAGUGCCUAAGAAGUGUAAGAGGAAACCUGUGACAGCUGUAGACAGAGAUUUAGGAGAAUUGGAACUGAAAGAUGAAUCAAGUGACACAGAUGAGGAAAUGACUGCAGUGGCCUAACUGUCUUUACUUGAGUUGAAAAUAAAUAAUUUGAGAACUUCAA